CAGUCAGGGCCAAUAUGAGAGCCACCUCUAAAAGCCAAUGGCUGCUCCAAUUUUGGGUGCUCCUGCUGCUAAAUGUCCUGCCCACCUGGCACCUCUUGCAGGCGGAGAGCCAGGUGGUGGGCGACAUAGCCUCCCAGGAGACGCAGGUGGAGCCAGAGGAGCACCUCCGUCCGGAAAGUCAUCAUCGCAUUAGUCACAAUCGGAAUCACCACCAACACGAGCACCUACAUCAUCGCCAGCGACAGCGAGGAAAGCACUUCCGGGGGAAGCACAUCAGGAGCCAUUACGAGAUGCUGCAACUGGAGCAGCAGCAGCAGCAGCUAGGCAAACACUGGCGCCAAUGGGUGAAUCACCUGCAGCAGUCACCGGAUUAUGCCAGCGACGAUCCAUCAUCUUCGGCCGGAGUAGAGCUGCCCCAAUUCGACCUCUUCGAUGUGGAGGAUUACCAGCGGUAUGCCAAUAUCGAAUUGGCGGCUCCACGCUCCGGACGCCAUCGGGGGCGACACUUGCCACUGAACAACAACCAAUUGGUGGACGGCAGCGGCAAGUUCCUGCGAUCCUUGCCGGAUUCCGUGAACUUUCAGGACCGUCUAUAUGCCACCCAGCCCCAGAGACACUGGCCGGUGAAGCGGGAGGCCAUUGUCGAGGGCGAUGUGAUCCUCGGUGGCCUGAUGAUGGUCCAUUCCCGUGAGGACAGCAUCACCUGUGGACCGAUAAUGCCGCAGGGCGGCAUUCAGGCUCUUGAGGCCAUGCUCUUUACGAUCGAUCGGAUUAACCGGGAACAGCUGUUGCCCAAUAUAACCCUGGGUGCCCACAUACUCGAUGACUGCGACAAGGAUUCGUAUGGCCUGGAAAUGGCAGUGGACUUUAUUAAAGGAUCCAUCAGCAAUAUCGAUGAUGCCGAAUAUCACUGCAACAAAACACAAGUGCGGAAGGUCAUCUCGGGGGUGGUGGGCGCAGCCUCCUCGGUCACAUCCAUUCAAGUGGCCAAUUUAUUGCGCUUAUUCCGCAUUCCUCAGGUGUCCUACUUCUCGACCAGCCCCGAGCUGAGCAACAAACAGCGAUUCGAGUACUUCUCCCGCACAAUCCCCUCGGAUCACUACCAGGUGAAGGCCAUGGUGGAGAUUGUCAAGCGGAUGGGCUGGAGCUACGUCUCGAUUAUCUACGAGGAGAGCAACUAUGGCAUUAAGGCCUUCGAGGAGCUGGAGGAGCUGCUGGCACGCCAUAACAUUUGUAUUGCCAUCAAGGAGAAGCUCGUGAAGGAUUCGGGAGUGGCCGAGGACAUCGCAUACGAUAAUAUCGUGCAAAAGCUGCUGACGAAGCCGCGGGCCCGAGGGGCCAUUAUCUUCGGAUCGGACCAGGAGGUGCGGCAGGUGAUGCGUGCGGUGCGCCGGGCAAAUGCAACUGGUUCCUUCUCCUGGAUAGGCUCCGAUGGCUGGAGUGCCCGCAAUCUUGUUUCCGAUGACUACGAGCCGGAGGUUGAAGGCACGUUGUCUGUGCAGCCGCAGGCGAAUCCUGUUCGCGGAUUCGAGGAGUACUUCCUUAGCCUCACGGUGGAGAAUAACCAGCGGAAUCCCUGGUUUGUUGAAUUCUGGGAGGAUCACUUCCAGUGCCGUUAUCCUGGCAGUACCAGCACUCCAUACAAUAACUACACCAAACAGUGCACCAAAAAGGAGCGACUCUCGCGCCAGAAUAUGGACUUCGAGGAUCAACUACAGUUCGUCAGCGAUGCGGUCAUGGCCUUUGCUUAUGCCCUGAGGGACAUGCACCGCGACCUGUGCGGCGGAGGACCUUCGUUAUGCGAGGCCAUGAAGCCGACCAAGGGCGCUGAUUUACUUAAAUAUUUGCGGAAAGUGGAGUUCGAGGGCCUCAGCGGCGACGAGUUCCGCUUUGACGGCAACGGUGACGGUCCGGCGCGGUACAACAUCAUCCAUUUCAAGCAAUCGCAGGCCGGCCAAUACCACUGGGUCAAGGUGGGCGAGUACACCGAGGGCGAGCUGCGCCUUAACAUGUCGGAGGUAAAGUUCAAGCGCCUGAGUCCUAAGCCGCCCGAGUCCGUCUGCAGCCUGCCCUGCGAACUUGGCCAGGCCAAGAAGUACGUCGAGGGCGAGAGCUGUUGCUGGCACUGUUUCAAUUGCACAACCUAUCAAAUCCGACACCCGGAUGAUGAGACCCACUGCAAGCUGUGCAAGCUGGGUACGCUACCCGAUGCCCACAAACAGUACUGCCGCCCCAUUCCGGAGAUAUAUCUGCGUCCGGAGUCAGCCUGGGCCAUUGGAGCGAUGGCAUUUAGCGCUACCGGCAUCCUGGUAACGCUCUUUGUGAUGGGCGUGUUUGUCAGGCACAACGACACUCCCAUCGUGCGGGCCUCGGGCCGGGAGCUGAGCUACAUCCUGCUGGCCGGCAUUUUCAUGUGCUACGGCGUCACCUUUGCUUUGGUCCUGAAGCCCACGAACAUAGUGUGUGCCAUUCAGCGGUUCGGCGUUGGCUUCUGCUUCACGGUCGUCUAUGCCGCACUAUUGACCAAAACGAACCGGAUUGCGCGCAUCUUCAAAGCGGGCAAACAGUCCGCAAAGCGACCAUCGUUCAUCAGUCCCAAGUCCCAGCUGGUAAUCUGUACGUGCCUGGUCAGUGUGCAGAUACUCAUCAACGGCGUUUGGAUGGUAAUUGCACCAUCACAUGCCAUGCAUCAUUAUCCCACACGCGAGGAUAACCUGCUCGUCUGCGACUCCUACAUCGACGCCUCCUACAUGAUUGCGUUCUCCUAUCCAAUAUUCCUGAUUCUCAUUUGCACGGUUUAUGCGGUACUCACGCGAAAGAUUCCGGAGGCCUUUAACGAAUCGAAGCAUAUUGGCUUCACCAUGUACACGACCUGUGUGAUUUGGCUGGCGUUUGUGCCACUCUACUUUGGCACCGCCAACCAUGUGCCGCUCCGUAUUACCAGCAUGUCGGUGACCAUCAGCUUAUCCGCCAGCGUGACCAUCGCCUGCCUCUUUUCACCCAAGUUGUACAUAAUACUCAUACGCCCCGAGCGCAACGUGCGCCAGAGCAUGAUGCCGCCGCGCUAUGGCAACAUGCACCGCACCGCUGGAACAGGUCCCUCCUCGAUGAUGGCCGCCGCCGUGGUGACCGCUGCCACAUGUGCUCAGGAGGAGAAGAUCCAGAAGCAUAUCACGCCCACAAACACGGAGCACUCGCUCAAGACGAAAAAACUUUGCGAAAUGGCCACGCAGACGAUUUCUAGCAUUAUUACGUCACUGGACAUCAACGCAUAUAACCAGAUACCAUAUGCCGAUCAAUAUGUGCCAAACAAUACCACAACGGCCACAACCACGCCCACGGAUAAGGGCAGUGGCAACGUCAACGUCAACGGCAACGGCAAUAGCAACAGCAAUGGGAGUAACAAUAGCAAUAGCAAUGACAACGGCAAAGGCAACACCAACAGCAAUAGCAAUGGAUGUGGCGACGAGGUUGCGGAGCAAGUGGUGGCCAACAACAACAAAAUCAAUCAGAGACAACAUGGCCAGGCGAUGGUGGGCUUUGCCCUUGCACCAUCAACGGCUAACAAUCACAUAAGCGGCCCAGCAGCAGCAGCAGCAGGCGUUGCAACAACAGCGACGGCAACUGGCGAUGAUGCCGCAGUUAUAAAAGCAACGGGAGCAAUGGCAACAUCUGCGAUAGGGAGCGAUGUCAACGAAACCGCAUCCCUGGGGGCCAACAAUGUGAGUGGAAACGGAGGGCAGCGACCGCCGGUUUUGCAAACAAACUUAUAGCUAAACGCACAGCAAUUGCAGCAGCAGUUGCUGAAGGAGCAGCAGCGACA
This is a messenger RNA of Drosophila serrata, 3823 nucleotides long. It is a transcript of the gene mtt, whose product is annotated as mangetout. The record is from RefSeq and is a predicted model, not a curated record. Gene Ontology annotation, cellular component: membrane. Gene Ontology annotation, molecular function: G protein-coupled receptor activity. NCBI's taxonomy places the organism in Eukaryota, Metazoa, Arthropoda, Insecta, Diptera, Drosophilidae. Gene Ontology annotation, biological process: G protein-coupled receptor signaling pathway.